Scomber japonicus (chub mackerel) is the source of this 3540-nucleotide messenger RNA. RefSeq names its product transmembrane channel-like 6b (gene tmc6b). Gene Ontology annotation, cellular component: plasma membrane. The record is from RefSeq and is a predicted model, not a curated record. Bases 179 to 2680 code for a protein of 833 amino acids. Gene Ontology annotation, molecular function: mechanosensitive monoatomic ion channel activity. The transcript is spliced from 21 exons. Lineage: Eukaryota; Metazoa; Chordata; Actinopteri; Scombriformes; Scombridae.
CAGACAUAUCGACCAGCAACCCAACGGGUUAAACGGGUUGCCGAGCGGGUAGAGCAGUAAACACCAUGGUGGGAGUGGAACACAGGUCUGAGCAAGGGAGGGUGUGAUCCUCCUGUGACUGGCCGACACACAAACAGACGGACGGGUAAGUUGGGACGGUCCGAGGAAGAGAGGAAGAAUGGCUCGAAACGUUAACUUUGACCUCAGUCACCCGCUCAUGGAGUUAGGACUGGAGAGCCCAGUAGAUGAGGAGGGCGUUCAUGACUCGUUCAACCAGCUGAUAGCAGAACAGUCUCAGAGCGGAGAAUCUGAAGCAAUCGAGUUGCAGCAGCUACAGAGAGAACUGGAGGAGGAGGGUCGAGAUAAUGUGGCCUACCUGUCCAGCCCCAGCCAUGACUAUAGGGGAGGUAGGCAGCAGCGAGGGGUGGAGUGUGAUGACGAUGAAAGACAGAUAGACCCCCUCAUAGGUGAACAAUGGUCAUCGGCCACCUUGAAGGUCCUGUCCUCCAUGCCCAGCCGCACCAUCGGCCGCAACAGGGGAGCUAUCAUCUCUCAGUACUACAACAGAACCAUGCAGCUUCGGAGACGCAGGCAGAGCAGACCCUCCAUUAGACACAUGGAUCGCUCUGCCAGGCCAAGCAUACGAGAUUACGGCAUGGAAGGGGACAGCGUAGACGCAGAGGGGAGUAAAAGAGAACGUCUGGUGAACAACCUGCAGAAUCUGUCAGUGAAUGACAGAAUCAGGAUGCUCCGAGCGAUGCCUCUCAGUGUGGCGGAGAAGAGAGGACUCAGGACGUCAGCAUUAAACAAGGAGAGACACGCACCGUCAGGCAGUGGGAUCCCCUGUUGCAGCCAACUCAAGUAUUACAUCAUCAUUGCUGCGAGACAGAGCUGGUACAGCUGGCUGUCCUUCCUGCACUCUCUCCAGCUGUGGCAGGUGGCACUGAAAAGAGUGAGCGGCCGCUUCGGCACCGGUGUCCUCUCAUACUUCCUGUUCCUCAAGACCUUACUCUUCUUCAACCUCUUCCUGUUCCUGGUGACAGGGGUGUUCAUGGUCCUUCCUCAGGCAGUGCACCCUCCAGUGCCUCCAGAGAACCGCUCCUUCUCUGGACUGGAGCUCCUCACUGGAGCGGGCUAUUUCUCAGACACAGUGAUGUACUAUGGGCACUACUCUGACAACACACUGCGUAAGAGCUGCAGGGACGAUGAUGGAGGGAAGGAUGUCGUUGUGUCCAAUGAAACUAGUUCUGAUUGCAAGUCGAACCAUCUUUCAUACAACAUGCCACUUGCAUACUUCUUCACCAUCGGAUCGGCUUUCUUCAUCACUUGUAUCAUUCUUGUGUACAGCAUGUCAAAGUCGUUUGGUCGAAGCUUCCGAAUUGACAAAUCUCAGAGCAUCCUGGCCUUGAAGGUCUUCUGUUGCUGGGACUACAGGGUCUUCAAAAAAACCUCUGUCAAGCUCAUGUCUGAGAAUAUCUGUAUCCAGCUCAAGGAGCUGCUAGCAGAAGUGAGUCAUAAACAGGACAAGGUCACUGUGUGUCAGAAGCUGUGGAGACUGACAGUCCACGGCCUGGCCUGGGCUAUCUGCAUAGGGAGCAUCACCGCCUGUGUGUCCGGCAUUUACUUCUUCUCUGAGCACAUGCAUAAGGACCUCCAGCAACGUACUCGUAGCAACUCAAACGACCCUCUUUUGUUGAAAGAGGCCAGCCUGCUGGCUCUCCCUGUGGUGGUGUCCCUCAUCAACAUGCUGCUGCCUGGCCUGUUCAACCUGGCAGCCUGGAUGGAGGAGUAUGAGUCACCUUCUGUACGCACAUACGUCGCCAUCAGCAGAAAUUUGCUGUUGAAAGUGAGCGUGCUCGCAGUCCUCUGCUACCACUGGCUGGGUCGAGUGGCUGCUGAACCAGAAAGUAUUGGCCUCACGUGCUGGGAGAGUUUUGUUGGCCAGGAGCUUUAUCGCUUCCUACUGAUGGACUUAAUCUUCACUCUACUGGACACCUUGUUUGGAGAAUUUCUUUGGAGGUUGUUUUCUGAGAGGGUGCUGAAGAGAAGAAGGAAACCGGUGUUUGAUAUCCCGAGGAACGUCCUGGAACUCAUCUAUGGACAAACACUGGCCUGGGUGGGAUUUCUCUUCACUCCUAUUUUGCCUGCAGUUCAGCUUCUCAAACUCCUGCUGCUCUUUUAUGUAAAGAAGAGCAGCGUGAUGAUGAACUGUCAGGCUCCCAGGAAGCCAUACAGAGUCAGCCAGAUGACGACCAUCUUCAUCACUCUCCUCUGUUUCCCCUCCUUCCUCGGUGCUUCUGUGUCUGUUACAUACACCAUGUGGAGCAUCACGCCAUCCAAAACAUGCGGUCCAUUCCGUGGACUUAAAACCAUGAUGCAGGCAGGAAAGCUCUGGGUGAAAGCACUGGAAAAAGAUAAUCCCAACCUGUCCAUGCUGGCCAAGGCGCACUCUUAUCUAGUGGAAAACCCUUUUUUCCUGUUUGUGGGAGCGGGCAUCUUUCUGAUAGUCAUCUACUUCCGCAGUCAGGUGGUGGAUGGUCAGAGGAAGAUCAUCAACUUACUGCAGGAGCAGAUAGAAAACGAGGGAGAAGAUAAAAAGUUUCUGAUAACUCGUCUGCAGUCCAUACAUGAGCAGAAACGAACACCCGCUCGACUCACAAGUCAGGACUCUGGCUGUUGAACUGCACCUCUCUGUCUCCAGUAGACAAAGCUUCUCAAUUUUCUGAGCACUGAUCAAUGUCUGGGGAAUUCUCAAACUAACUGGAACAAUAACUUGAAAGGACUACUGUUUGUAGAAUAGACAUACAUUUUGACUAGGAUUUUUAUAGUAGAGGAAUUUGAAGAGUGAGGAAACAAAUAUGGUAGCAGUGUCAAGUCAUCCACUUUAUACUGUUCUGUGUGUAGAUUCAGUGUCUAAACUGAAACUUUAGAAAGAUAAAUGCAACAAAGUGGAAAGUAUAAACUCAGAAGUCUUAAAGCUCAUAUGCCAGUUUUAAAAGGAUUUCAGUCAUCAUAGAAGCACUUUCAUAUCAACUGUGAACAUAUCCGUUUUAUUCUAGAUCAGGAGCAAAACAUGUAGAAUGUCUAUUGUGUGUGUGUUUUUUAAAAUGUUUAAUUUUAACAGUAUGUAGAGUUGGACUUUGGAUGUUGUGGGUGAGAGUGUGGUAAUAAUGGAAAUGGUCUCUGCUCCUGUUGUUGUUGUAUAGUAUGUUUGUGUGUAAAUAUGAACUGUUUUAAGAUUGAUACCUUUGUAAUUAAAUUAUGUGUCAUCACAUUAUUAUGUAUUUGUAUUUAUUAGUGCUUAUAUGAGGUGUGGGCAUUCCUGCUUAAAUGUGGACAUUAAAAUAGUUGCUACAAACCCAAAGGCCACAAAGACAAUAUGAUUUUUUACCAUUAAUCAUACAGUUGUUUUUUUUUUUUAUAAACAUGCAAAUAAAAAGUAAAAUGUAUAGAGACACUGUUACAGCAGCUAAUUGUAUCGGACUAUACGACAUAUAAAAGAUAUCUUCAGUAGAAAAAUAAAUAUACAAGAACUUUAAA